AUGAGCUCUUUAGGCAGAGAUUCGUUGGAAGGGCAUCUCGAUCCAGGAGCAAGUCGAACAUCCACGUCGAUCGGGCGCAAGAGCUUUGGCGAUCUCUUUGGCCUGAACAGACUGCGACAAAACUCUGAUCUGGGCCAGAGAGCGGGCACGCUGACACCUGCAACCCCUGGCUCCAACACAUCCAAGAACAAUUCACUCCAGAUUGCGCGGGAGCCGAUUGCAUUGCCUGAGAAGCUCGAGGACGAAACGCCCGCCAAGUAUUUGGCCAGGAUAGAAGAGAUUCUCAGCAGAGGAGUAAUUGCGAGUGCGUUGUCCAAGGGAAGUGAUCCUUUCGCAGCAGCCGUGUUGCGCAGUUACAUGCGCCGGUUUAGUUUCUUUGGUGACCCGAUGGACAUGGCAAUCCGGAAACUACUUAUGGAAGCCGAGCUGCCCAAAGAGACGCAGCAGAUCGACAGGUGUUUGCAGGCGUUUGCGAAUCGCUAUCACGAAUGCAAUCCGGGCAUUUAUGCCUCCCCUGACCAGGCCUACUUCGUGGCGUUUUCGCUUCUCAUUCUGCAUACGGAUGUGUUCAACAAGAAUAACAAGCACAAGAUGCAGCAACCUGACUAUUUGAAGAAUACCCAAGGCGAGGGUGUUUCGGACCCGAUCCUUCGAUGCUUUUACGACAACAUCACUUACACCCCCUUUAUACACGUUGAGGACGACGUGGACCUCAAUGGUGAUCGACUUAUAGCGAACAGAGCCAAGAGGAAAACCCUUUUUCCUGGAGGCACGCCGGAAGCGGCCGCGAAGCGGUCUAACCGUGAACCCCUUGAUCCGUAUACGCUGAUCAUAGACGGCAAGCUGGAUAUACUGAGGCCGAGUCUGAAAGAUGUGAUGGAGCUCGAGGACCACUAUGACUAUUUGGGAACGGCAAAAGACCUCAACGUAAAGGAGCUUCAGCGGACAUUCUUCAGAACUGGUGUUUUGCAAAUUGUGUCGGCCAGGUCACGGCCAGAUGCCUUUCGCGACGAAAAGAGCGCUAUCAACCCUGCCGAAGCGGCGCAGGGCGUGGUCGAUAUCAAAAUCACAAAGGUCGGUCUUUUGUGGCGGAAGGAUGUCAAGAAGAAGAAAACCAGAUCACCCUGGCAGGAAUGGGGAGCCAUUCUUACGGGCGCCCAGCUUUAUUUCUUCCGCAACACCACAUGGAUCAAGAACUUGAUGCACCAAUACGAAUCGCACGUUAAACAAGGCUUUUACGGCGAACCAAUCACGUUUAAACCGCCAUUACCGGAGUUCAAGCCUGAUGGAUAUCUCCCGACGAAGGAAGCUGUUGCGCUCGUAGACUCCACGUAUAAGAAGCACAAGAACGCUUUCAAAUACUCUCGGCCUGGGGCCUUCGUCGAGGAGGUUCUUCUUGCUGACAAUGAAGAGGAGAUGAACGACUGGCUCGCCAAAUUGAAUUACGCUGCCGCCUUCACUACGUCUGGCGUCCGCAUGCGAGGCGUCGUGGGCGGCAAUUACGAGGGACAAAGUCGACGGGGGAUCAGGAGACUUGGAAGUUCGGCCUCCGCGCAGGUUAUUCAGACUCCCACCGGCGAGGUCAGCAUCGUUCGUGGUAAAAUUGAUCACCAGGAGGCCGAGUCCAUUCAGGCUCAACGACGGCAGACCAUGAUGGACGCUGUUGCUAAAGCAGAUGAAGAAAUCGCCAUCAAGGAGCAAGAGCUGGAGAUCCAUCUGAGGAACGCUCGCCAUCUCCAGAUUCUCUCACCCAUCCAAGCCAAGACGAGGGAUCAGGUUCUUUCGGCUGCUGCUCACAUGGAUGUUAAAAUCAAGUGGAUUCGUAUGGACAUGUGGAAAUCCAGGUGUCAUCGAGAUGUCCUUUUGAAGGAUAUGUCCGAAGAGCAGCGACUCCAAGGUCUGGUGCCGACCAAAUCUCAAAAUGGCCAUGAGAUCCGCGAAGCGUCACCAUCCCGAGAAAGACCACCCAUGCUCGAGGCAGGAUCAGUGACAAGUGUGGGACGCCGCCGCCGGAGGUCAUCGGCAGCCAUCUCCGUGGUUCAAGGGCCUGCGAGGAUGGCGCAAGGGGAGCCAGAAUCGCCAACAAAUGAUGCUUACCAGACACCGCCUACAAGUGCGACCUUCAACCCCCACAAACACCAGAACUCAUGGGACUCCAAGGUCUCCAAAUCCCAAGAGCCAGUCUACCGCAAACGACCCUGCUCCAGUUCUAGUCAAUCCUCUGGUGACCCGACGUUCUACAGCCCGCAGCAGCAUCCGACUCCUAGAAGAGGGAAGGACGAAGAAACGAGUGUGGCUGAGGAACAUCAUGAUGACGUGGAUGCGAACGAACGUGUCCUCCUUGAGCAGGCAGGCUUGCUAGGAUCAGAAUCUCGUGGCAAUCCGCCUGAAAGAAAGCGAACCGGGUCACUCUCUGAAGCUGGAGAUGCUUCCGAGUCGCGUGAUACCCCGGGGUCCAUCGACAAGCAAGACAGGACAAAGAUCCGACGAAGCCUGCAACGCACCCUCAGGGAGAGCGCUGGCCAUCUUUCGCACCAUCGUAGCAGAAAGGGAAAAGAGGUCAUCACCGGAAGCGCUUUAGAAGACGCUGGUCGCGAAGACGUGCUUACUAGAGGCACUGGAAGCUUCGUGGUACACGGCAAGAAGGCGUCCGUCAUCAAUUUCGGUUCCGAACUGCAACAACUGACUCCCGAGGAGCGUCUGAGGCAGCGAAAGCCGGGUCAGCGCGAUGAGCCUGCUUCUCCCGCAAGCGUCGAGGAAGAUUUCCGCGACACGCUUAAUGAAUCGUUACUUCCCAAGGAGCGCAGAGAGUCGGGCGCAAGCGCUAGCACAGCAACGGCAAGAAGCUUUCGUGAACUUCACCGAAAGUAUUCUUCUGCGCACGCUUCUCGGUCGCCGGCCUUCAGAGGUCAACUUUCAGUGCCGUCUGAUGGUGAGAGUGAAGCCGCAGUCAGCUUUUCCGAAGGACGCAGGACGCCGCUGCCCCCAAUUGAAAACGAGUCUGGAGACGAGGAAGAAAGUGACGCCGUCGUAGCGAGUUCGGGCGUGACAAGCCCUACUGUGGCAAGUCCGCAGCCAAUCCGUGCAGCGUUCUUAUCACCCCUCGAGCCGGUGACGCCUCAAGGACAGGAGAAAGGCGAAGAAGAAAAGAGCGACGAGAUGCAGCGACUACCUAGUCCUCCGAUCCAGGCGGUCAAGGCCUAG
Colletotrichum chrysophilum is the source of this 3204-nucleotide messenger RNA. RefSeq lists its product as uncharacterized. Gene Ontology annotation, molecular function: guanyl-nucleotide exchange factor activity. The transcript has a single exon. Gene Ontology annotation, biological process: regulation of ARF protein signal transduction. The coding region runs from base 1 to 3204 and encodes 1067 amino acids. The record is from RefSeq and is a predicted model, not a curated record. NCBI's taxonomy places the organism in Eukaryota, Fungi, Ascomycota, Sordariomycetes, Glomerellales, Glomerellaceae.